AAAGGAAGUGGACAAAAAAAAGUUGUGUAUACUCGCUGAUAGAGGAAAAAAAAGAAAGCCAUCAUGAAAGAGAGAUAGGUCGUGCUUUGUUGUGAUAAAACACAAGCAACGGCUGCUGUGCAAAAACAAAAAGCAGCGAACGCCAUUUCUGCAUCGUUUUUUCUUCUUCUUCUUCUUCUUCUUCUAAUGCUGCUUUGAGCGCGAGACGAGCAGUUAUGGAUGAGACUUUCGACCGAGCUCCCGGAGCGGGGAGAACCAGAAAUGUCCUCGCGGACCCCGGGCUCACUGGGGAAGGCGGGGACACCAAAGCCGCGCUUUUCAACCAAAGGGAACCGUUGAGGCAGCCGAAGACCUCCCCGCCUUUCGCCGAGAACAACAUCAGCGCCGCCGACUCCUUCGCUGGUGGAGAUUUUAAAAAACAGAGCAAACCCCAACAAAGUGCACAUGCCAACAGUACGCCCGCCCCCCGAGGUUUUAACGAAGUGGAUUCCGUGGUCAAGUCGUCGAAGCUUUCGGCCAGUGCUCCGGAGUUUGUCCCCUCCACAGUGAACUCGUACGAAGACCCCUCUUUUUAUGACGACAACGAAGGCUAUUACGAUGAACCGACCUUGGCUGAAACGGUCGCAGACUUCCUCGCCCACCUAAGCUCCUCCCCCGGGACCUUUGAGUCGGAUGUGGAAGACAUAACUGGCAUGCUCAACUCCUGGGUCACCACUGAAGAACUGUUGAAUGAGCUGGUGGAACUGAUCUACACACAGUCUACUGCCAUUCCUAACUUCGCUUACACUGGUGCCAGGCUGUGUAACUACCUGUCCCAUCAUCUCCAUGUCAGCCCGCCGGGUGACAACUUUCGUCAGCUGCUCCUGAAAAGAUGUCAAACACAGUUCGAACAGAGGGACGCAGCAGUUGGAGGAGACGCGGAGACUCAGAAGAAGUUCCACUCCUUCGCGCUCUUUCUCGGGGAGCUCUACCUUAACCUGGAGGUAAAGAGCGCGAAAGGCCCUCCAAACCGAGCCGCCAUCCUCCUCGGUGCUCUGAAAGACCUGAUGAACAGUCUGUUCUCCAAGCCCGUGGACGCAAAUCUCAUCUGCGCCGUCAAACUGCUGAAGCUGACGGGCUCUAUCCUGGACGACGCGUGGAAAGAGAGCGGAAAGCCGCACAUGGAGGAACUGAUCCGAAGAAUAGAAACUAUUCUCCUGGACGCCACCUGCAGCCGAGAUGUCCGACAGAUGCUUCUGAAGCUGGUGGAGUUGAGAUCGAGCGACUGGGGCCGAGUCCGCGCCGCUUCAGCGGCCAGCAACGCCACGCCAGACAACGACCCCAACUACUUCAUGAAUGAGCCCACGUUCUACACAGAAGACGGGACUCCUUUCACAGCAGCAGACCCCGAUUAUGCUGAGAAAUACCAGGAGAUCCUGGACCGGCAGGAUUAUUUCCACGAUCGGGAUGGAGAAAAUGGAAACGAAGAUGACAUAUACGACUCCGAAGACGAGAUGGAGCCCGAGAUGGAAGAAGCCUUUGAGACUUUUUGUUUAGAAACUGAGAGGAAAUGGCAGCAAUGACGCGGCGAGUGAGACUCUGCAAGAGCCGACGGGCGCAUACUGUACCCCGCCCCCACACAACUUGCUGGAAUGUUGAAAAAACGCAAAGGAAAGUAGCAUCCGAUAGGUUCAAGCUUUCAUUUUACUGCAAGCAAAAGCGUUUUUAAACGGUAAGAGAUGUUUAUAGUUGCACUUCUGAGGCGGUUUUCUCAGUCGGCGUCCACUUAGCGGACGGGGACAAUCAACGGGGUUGAAUUGUUCAAAUAUUCAAGAUAUUAAGAUGUUUUCUUUUUUUGGGACAUGACUGUUCUCUUUGUUUUAAAAAAACGUAAUUCCUUUACGCCUAAACUAAAAUGCCAGGAGAGAAAUAGUGUGCUGUGAUUUUUUUUCCCCUCUUUUUUUCUGAAAGGCAGAUUCAUCAUAUGUGUGCAUAAUUUGUGAAAUACUAAUUAUUGCCCGAUGCAUAGAGUACAGGCCCCGACUCAUCGUCAGACAUGCAUCGUCUUCAUGUGAAACGCACUGGAGAGGGGCGGUUGCUUUACGCCAUACAUACAGCCUUCAUCCUCAGGUCAUAGUGUCUUGUCAGAUUUCCAAUAUUUCACAUAUUGCAGGCUAUUCGCUUGUUAACCCGGCUGCGGUUCUUUUAAGUGUUCAGCAACUCUGCGAGAAGCUGCACGGUUUGGAAAAUUAUUUCAAAAUAUAUACUUGGAUUUAGUCAGAAACUGGGAAGUGAAUAUGAACAAAACCUUUCGUUAAAAAAAAAUAUACAAACACCUUUUAUGGGGCUUAAGUCAACAAUUUCAAAAGUAUUCAAUAAAAUGUCCACAAUCCCGAGAGUCGGCGCGGUCAUUGAGGCGUGACGGAGUCAGUCGUCUCGAGACUGAAGGACUGUUCACCAGCAAUCCGUGAAGCCACUACAAAGGGAUGUUGUUACAUAGUUUGUACAUAUUAUUUAUGGUAUUGUUUGCCUGCAAUAAAUUCUUUAUAAUGUGA
Molecule: messenger RNA, 2534 nt
Organism: Pseudoliparis swirei
Lineage: Eukaryota; Metazoa; Chordata; Actinopteri; Perciformes; Liparidae
Gene: paip1
Product: poly(A) binding protein interacting protein 1
Exons: 11
Coding region: 216-1562 (448 amino acids)
Biological process (GO): regulation of translational initiation
Molecular function (GO): RNA binding; translation activator activity; protein binding
Source: RefSeq, a predicted model, not a curated record